AUGCUGCUGCUAUCGGCGUCCUGCGGUUUGCUGCUCGCGUCCGCUGCAGCUCCUGUUGUUGUUGUUGCUGUUGCCAUGAUGCUGCUGCUAUCGGCGUCCUGCGACCAGAACGGCGGCGACGCGGGCUGGGGCUGGAGCUACUCGCACGGCGGCAAGGCGCUCCACUUUGCGGGGCCAGACCAGUGGAGCCGACUGCCGGGCUCGUCCCGCUGCGGCCACGGCGCACCCACCGAGCGCCAGGCACCCGUGAGCAUCACCACGUCCAAGGCCGCAUACAACCCGGCGUUCGCGGCGCUCGAGUUUGACUACGACUGGCCGUCCAUCAGCGGUCUCACCGUUGUCAACGACGGCGUCUCGCUCAUCGCAAUGCUGGCAGACAGCGGCGCAGCCACAAACACACACACAGACAAGGCAACGCUCUCGGGAGGUCCGUUCGAGGCGGGCGCAAGAUUCGUCCUGCGGGAGGCUCGGUUCCACUGGGGCUCCAACGCCGGCUCAUCUGGCUCCGAGCACGCCAUCGACGGCCAGUUUGCAGAGGCUGAGGUGCACCUCGUCCACUAUUCAGACCGAUUCGCGUCCUCCAUCGAGGCCCAGGCCAGUCCGAGAGGUCUCGCUGUCGUCGCAGUAUUCAUCCGCGUCGGCGACGCUCCAAAUGCGGCGUUUGACCGGUUGCUCGGAUCGAGCACGAUUGCUGCAUUGGCGGAAGCCGGUGCUGCAGUCUCAGUGCCAGGCGUCAGUCUUGCCGAGUGGCUGCCGGCAAGCACAGAGCAGUACUUUCACUAUCCUGGCUCGCUUACUGCGCCGCCGUGCUACGAAAGUGUGCGCUGGGUUGUCAUGCGCGAGCCCAUCACCAUUUCCCAAGAGCAGCUUGAUCGGCUGCGAUCUGUCCGUGUCGCCGGCAGCGCAGGCCUCGCAGACAUUGCAAGCAUCGAUCGCGAUGAACAACACACCAAAGCUGGACUGAAGGCUAGCUCGACCAAAGCACGGGGCUACUCGAUCAAGUCCAUUCCGGAUGACGAGACGCUGAGAUGGCCAUUUGCUCUUCCUGCCGAUUGA
Capsaspora owczarzaki ATCC 30864 is the source of this 1056-nucleotide messenger RNA. RefSeq names its product eukaryotic-type carbonic anhydrase. The coding region runs from base 1 to 1056 and encodes 351 amino acids. The record is from RefSeq and is a predicted model, not a curated record. Gene Ontology annotation, molecular function: zinc ion binding; carbonate dehydratase activity. The transcript has 3 exons. Lineage: Eukaryota; Filasterea; Ministeriida; Capsasporidae.